CCUCCCCUCGCCUCUCCUCCCCUCUCCUCCCCGCUCCGUCUUCCACUUCACUGUUGUUGCAGCCAUUUUACUGUGGACCUUCGGCGCAGCGGCGGGCGGAGGAUGCCGACACAGCCCCGUUAAAAGGACUACAAACAUGGCUGACGCGGGGAAAGGUCCCGUGGUUGGCCGGCCAGUGGCAUAUGCGAAUGAAGAGCGUAAGGCUGUUCAUUCCUGGUCCCGGAUCUCGUCGGCAGGGCACAACGUCCUUCUGGACGCUCUCAAGAUCCUCAGUCCGAUGUCCCAUGACUUCUCGUGCACGGAGGAGUUAGUCACCUUCCUUCAGGAGCUCAGCGAGGAGGGCCACAAGCCCCUUGUGCUGAGCAGCAAGGACGUCUACAGAUAUCGCUCAUGCACGAACCAACUCUUGACUGUAGACAUGCUAAAGCCACCCAACAAGAACGUUAGACCGACAGCCAAGAGAAAGGGAAGGAGGCCCGUGACCAAGAAGAGAGAGGUACACCCAUCCUGGAACACUUCUGAGGAGAGCAUCCCCAUAAUUCAAGGGGUCCGCCCUCCAGAGCUGCUAGUGGACCAUCCCACCAUUGUCUGCAGUAGGACCCCCGUUCAGACUGCAGAGACGUCGCGGACACUGCAGGUGCAGCCUUGUCUCCGACUGACCAACAUUGAAGGCCUGUCAGGCUUCCACACGGCUAGACUCCAGAUCCACACUACCUGGAACUCGUCCUCUGAGGCACCCUCUGUUUCCUUUUCACAGCAACAGCACCCUCCGAUGCUUUCAGGAAUACCUUUGCAGCCUUCUCAGAACGGUGGCGGGGUGUCCACCAAAGCCGUGGCCUUGUUUAGUCAGAAGAGCCUGUCCUGCCCUAUCCGGCUUGAUGGUGCCCUCAUUGGAGAUUCGGCACCAGUCUUCUCCGCUAAUGGUGUGGCGUUUCCACAGACUCACACGGAGCUGACAAGCAAUGGCUUCCACAGGACCAGUCAGGGCACGAAGGAAUUGAACAUCCCGGCCCGGCAGAGAAAUGGUUGGAAGGACAAGAACAGUUUUAGAUCGAAAGUGAUAAAGGUGGACGACUCUCGUUCGGUAGCCGACGCUCGCAGAAAAGCGCAGAAGAUCCUGCAGGUCAAUCUUUCACCCGUGAUUCAGAUCCAACCUCUCAAUCACGUCUUGAGAGACUUUAGAUACCAGAAUAACUGACAGUUCCCCCCAAACCCAUCCACAUUGUGUCCUAGCAGAUGUUAGUGUUUUAAAGUCCAUUAGCCUGUAGCUGGCUGAGCCCCAGUGUUCAUAGCAAACAUCAUACAUGGGUUGUUGGGAUCUCUGCUGAGUGUUGGAGGUCAAGAAGUUAGUCUUAAUGUGGAAGUUCUGUUUCCUGUCCGGUGCACCCGGGAUAGAAAGGCGUUUGAAUUAGGAUGAUGCUUUUUCUGGGAAAUGUCAGGUGGACGAAUGCUGGUACAUUAUCUCUGUCCACAGAAUAUGUUGUGUUGACAAUUAGAGUGUACGACAUACACAACGCUAAAGCUAGCCAUCAUUCUGCCCAAGUCACCUGGCAACUAGCCAAUGUUUGUGAUGACUUUAUGGAAACAGCUUUUAGGUCAAAGGGGAAUGUUCUGCUCUUUCAACGAGGCACUGGGUUUGUUCAAAGAGCAUUAAUGCAUUAACAAGUGAGUUGAAGUCCAGCACCAUUUGUUCCAAAGGGUUUUUACUUGCAGUGCUUAUCAACAGUGCUCUCGCUCUGUGGGGCCAAUUCUCCAUAGCAAACAAGGAAUAGGACGGUCCCACUUCACACCCAGAUAACUGGUGGAUGAACAAGGGGGGUAUUCAAGCUCUUCAGACAAGCAGAUGUGAUGGUUGGUUGGUUCUGGGAAAACAACUGAACUUAACUAAAAGGAAGGGGUGGGGGGUGGGGGAGGGGUAGUUUGUUCUCCUUUUUUGCAUUUUUGUUGUUUCCACUGGAAAUCGAGAAGGCUCUUGGAGCGAGCGGGGCAGGGAAUCAAACCCAUGGCACACAGAUUGAUACCUGGAUGAACCACAGUCCUUCCUUUUUUUGGUUUAUUUUCCAAAAAGUACAGAUUGCCAAGACUGUUGGGAAUAUUUGAUGCCAGGAACCAGUUCUUAUUUAAACACAAAUUUCUUGCUUUAAUCUCAAAGGCAUCUGUUUUCUCAAUAUUUAUUUGAUGUCAGAAUAUCUUGAUUGUUAUAUCAGAGUUUCUUCUCCACAUUGUUUCUUUUCGGUCAAAAGUAUAAAGUGGAAUAACAUGAAACACACGCUGCUGGUUCCUGAUACGUUUUUGCACUUCACAGGCAACUAAGGUCAGUCGGACUUCUGAUGAUUUGAGACAUUUGUUUUGCUGAUUUAUCGGUGGUAAGAUUAGGUUAACCUGAGCUUCAGGUCAUUUUUAUUUCUUCUCCAUUUUAAUUUGAAUCUGCAGCAUAUGGAUGUUUUGUCUUCCAUCAGAGUUGCUGCCGAGUAUUGCCAACAAAGUCUAGGUCAUGGUUUCUUGAAUUCUUCGGCUGAAGAUCCGACUGUUGUGACUCUUGUUAAGAUUAAAUAAGCACUUUGUGAGUGUGGCAGAGAUUCCACUGUCACUUGUGCCAGAUUCUGAAAGUCUUAAGUAUUUUUAUUUGCCGCAACUUGUUGAAAAUAUUCCCUCAAAUUUGGUUUCACUUUCCAUGAAACUACACUGGUUUUUGGUACUGGUGCUAACUUUGCCAUGUUGGUACUGAAUGAAGUGACUGGCACUAGAAUGUCCUCCUGUUUCUCCUCUAUUGGUUCAGAUUGGAGCAUCAAAGAGCAACGACUUCCUGUGAAUUAUUCUUUGAGCGACUGAUAGUUCGGCUGCCCCCUGCAGGUUAAGAUGAGAAUGCCAAACCUCCUCGCGUGUUUUCCAAAGGGUUUCUACUGGGAGGAACCACCUGAACCCAUAUUCAUGUUAUCAUCUGUGAGAAACUCUGUGUUGUCCUGAAAAAAUUUGUUUGAGAAGUUUGGGUAAAACCACAUUCCUCAAGAUUUUGGCAUCGGAAACACAUUUUGAUAAAAAAAAAAAGAUCUAAGCUCUUGGUGCACAUUUUCUGGAGCCUUAACAGAUCUCAAGCAGAUAAAGGCUCUGGAAAAGGUCAGCAAGUCACCUUGAUGUAACAUUGAGUUACUCAACAGCCACAUUUGUUGAUGUCCAGAUAUAACAACUAAACCCACAUUAGGUCAGUGACUCUUGAAAGGUAUUGUGUUUCCAAACUCAUGAAGUCGACACCAUACAAAAUCAAAUUGAUUUAGAUUCCGGUCACAAAGAAUAGAUUCAAAUCGGUGAAAUUUUUCUGCUUUCAGUUUUGAAAAAGGUUUUCUUGAAUAAGAAAGCAGUUCCUCCGUUGAACCUGACACCAGAUCAGCGUCUGGUGCUCAGCUUGAACAGGUUUUUGUACGUCUCUGUCCCGGUGAGUUCUCGGUUCUGGAGGAGUCUCCUGGUCUCCUUGUCUCCUUCUGUCUUCACGCAGCCAUGUCCACGUCCUCCACCAAUUCCCUUUUGUAGGUCUUCUUUCUGUUAGUCCUGUUUGUGCAACACUUGUAUGAUAUUGUAUUUCCUACAUGAUCUUUGAAAACCUUUUGUUAAAUAAAUAAAAAUAUUUAAAAAUAA
This is a messenger RNA of Pleuronectes platessa (European plaice), 3633 nucleotides long. RefSeq names its product coiled-coil domain containing 71 (gene ccdc71). The transcript has 2 exons. Bases 137 to 1198 code for a protein of 353 amino acids. NCBI's taxonomy places the organism in Eukaryota, Metazoa, Chordata, Actinopteri, Pleuronectiformes, Pleuronectidae. The record is from RefSeq and is a predicted model, not a curated record.